Molecule: messenger RNA, 1477 nt
Organism: Dendrobium catenatum
Lineage: Eukaryota; Viridiplantae; Streptophyta; Magnoliopsida; Asparagales; Orchidaceae
Product: CSC1-like protein RXW8
Exons: 6
Coding region: 278-1477 (399 amino acids)
Cellular component (GO): plasma membrane
Molecular function (GO): calcium-activated cation channel activity
Source: RefSeq, a predicted model, not a curated record
AACCCCAAACUGGCGCGCUCUUUCCUUGGUUUCCUCGUCCAUUUCUCCCAUGGCCGACUCGAAGUGUCCUUCUUUAUCUAGGUUUUCUUACAUCGAUCUACUCUGGUCUUAACAGGGUUCCUAUUAUCUCAAGCAUUUGUCUAAAUGCCCAGCUCUGUUCCUCUCGGAUAUUCGCCCUAACCCUAUGCGAAGAUCGAUCGGCAGUUUUUGCCCAUUUUAGGCGGUGUGCGCUGUAAGCAGGAGAAAUGCUCAUUGGGUCAGAUAUCGGUAGGCUGAGAUGAAGCUUGACGCUCUGCUGACCUCCGCAGGCAUAAACAUCGGCCUCUGUGUGUUCUUUAUCUCGAUCUAUUCGGUGAUCAGGAAACAGCCUUCAAAUUUGUACGUGUAUUUUGGGCGGAGUCUCACCCAGGAGCGGAACAAGCCAAAUGAUUCCUUCAAUAUUGAAAAUUUUUUGCCUUUCCCAGGUUGGAUACUCAAGGCAUGGGGACCAACCGAAAAUGAGAUAUUGGCAUCCGUCGGCCUUGAUGCUGUUGUCUUUUUAAGGAUGAUUGUUUUCAGUAUCCGAAUAUUCUUUAUUGCUUUCCUCAUCUGCAUGUUUGGGGUAUUGCCACUGAAUUAUUAUGGACAAGAAAUGACUCACAAUCAAAUUCCUCGUGAAUCUUUGGAAGUUUUUACUAUUGCCAAUGUUAAGGAAGGUUCUCAAUGGUUGUGGGUUCAUUGCCUUGCCCUGCAUAUUAUCUCUUUCUCAGCUUGUACCCUUCUUUACUUCGAAUAUCAAAGAAUUUCCAAACUAAGACUGGAUCAUGUUACAGCACGUCCUCCUAAACUUAGCCAUUUCAGUAUUCUUGUUCGGUCAAUACCGAGAUUAAGAGACAUGCCACUUGAUGAUGUCAUUAAAAAUUUUUUCAUAACUUAUCAUGGAAUGAGUUACUUAUCACAUCAAAGAAUACAUCGGAGUGGAGCAUUUCAUAAAAUUAUGACCAAUGCGGAGAAGGCAUGUACGAAGUUUGUACGCCUAAGGGCUGCAAGUUUUGAUCUUAAAAGAAGACCUGCUUCAUAUCGAUGUGGUCUUUGUGGUGGAACUUCUAGAUCUUAUGAUCUGUAUGACAAUGCCUCUGACGUUGAGGAGAGAAGAACUCCACUUAGCCGUUCAGAUUCCGGGAAAAAGGAAGAGGAUUGUUCAGCUGCAUUGGUAUUUUUUAAGACACGGUAUGCUGCAGUUGUGGCUUCUCGAGUUCUUCAAUCAUCAAACCCUAUGUUAUGGGUUACUGAUUUGGCUCCGGAACCUGAUGACUUAUACUGGUCAAACCUUUCAAUACCGUACAGGCAACUUUGGAUUCGCCAAAUAUCAAUAGUGGUGGCUACUAUUCUAUUUUUGUUUCUGUUUCUCAUCCCAGUUACAUUUGUGCAAGGUCUUACACAGUUGGAGACAUUACAGCAAAAACUCCCAUUUCUAAGAGGUAUACUAACAAAGUAA